UGAUAUCAAAGCCAUCUUUAUCCAAUUAGAUUGUGUUUAACCAGUUUGAUCUUUGCCUUAUGGUCCCAUCAUGGCGUCAGGCAUGACCUUAGAGUAACCAUUUUUCUUCUCGGUCGUGAAAGUCAACACGCUAACUUGGACACUUGGAAAUACUACGUGUACCAUUAUAUGCCUAAUCAUUUUAAAUUUAAAAUGAUAUAAAUACAUAAUUCUCACAAAUAUGAAGACAUUUGGUUGGAAGAGAGAUACUAGUUUUCCUUUUGGAUUAACAAACUAAUUGAGAAGACAAAAAGAUGGAAGGAGAUUCAGUGAAGUUACUAGGAUUUUGGGGUAGUCCAGCUGUUCUAAGAGUGAAGUGGGCACUAGCAGUUAAAGGAAUAGAGUGCCAAUAUGUGGAAGAAGAUCUCAGCAACAAGAGUGACAUGCUCCUUAAAUACAACCCUGUCCACAAAAAAGUACCUGUUCUUGUGCACCAGGGUAAGCCCCUUGCUGAAUCACUGCUCAUUCUUGAGUAUAUUGAUGAGACUUGGAAGCAAAACCCUCUUCUUCCACAUUCUCCUUAUGAAAGGGCCCAAGCAAGAUUCUGGUCUAAAUUCGUUGAUGACAAGUGUAUGCCAACGGUUGUGGCAGCGUUUUCCAAGGUAGGAGAAGAGCAACAGAAGGCAGCAGAAGAAGCUCGAGAGAAUCUGAAGAGGCUUGAGGUUGGACUUGAGGGAAAACAGUUCUUUGGAGGUGAUAACAUUGGCUUUGCGGAUAUUGCUAUUGGGUGGCUUCCAUACUGGAUUGAAAUAGCGGAGGAAGUUGUGGCCAUCAACCUUAUUGAUGCAGGGUCAAUGCCUAAACUUAACUCAUGGUUCCAUGCUUUUAUUGACAUUCCAAUUAUCAAAGAACUCUUGCCUCCUCGUCACAAAUUGCUCCAUCACACCAAGGCAUUCCUUCAAGCGUAAAAUUAAAGCUAGAACAACUAAGAAUUAAAGAAGAAUGUAAUAAUAAAAAAAAAAAGAAAAUUAAGGAAGAGAGGUGAUUGUGAUUGUACUGAAAUUGAGAAGAAUGU
Messenger RNA from Arachis duranensis, 1054 nucleotides. Its product is annotated as glutathione transferase GST 23. Gene Ontology annotation, cellular component: cytoplasm. Gene Ontology annotation, biological process: glutathione metabolic process. The transcript is spliced from 2 exons. The record is from RefSeq and is a predicted model, not a curated record. Bases 294 to 947 code for a protein of 217 amino acids. Gene Ontology annotation, molecular function: glutathione transferase activity. NCBI's taxonomy places the organism in Eukaryota, Viridiplantae, Streptophyta, Magnoliopsida, Fabales, Fabaceae.